CGCGACUGUGUUAGUAGUAAUUCUAGUAAAUCAGUAAAUCAACACACUACCACCGACGUUCAUCAAGCAACUCGUGUCCGCCACGUGUUCGUGUUGCAAAAAGCAAAGGCCCAGAUUGGAUCCAAUCAGAAGCCACUCACUGGUUUGAACGCAGCAUCAAACCGCGGCUCGUUCUACCCGUAUAUACCCAUUUCACGGAGUAUAUAUAUAUAGAUCCUCCAGAUUUGUCUACCAUGAGAUCGGAACGCGAUCAAUCAAUGCAAGCCUGAUGCUGCAGUGACUGCAUUUAUCCGAGAAUUUGAGUGUGGACGAAAAUGGAGCUGUUCUACUACGUUGUGUUUGGCGGCUUGGCCGCGGUGGUGGCAGCUCUGGAGCUGAGUAAGACCAGCAAGGAUCGCAUCACAACGUCUCAGACCUUCAAUGCUUUCAAAAACAAUUACCUCGUUGUUUACUCCCUGAUGAUGGCUGGUGAUUGGUUACAGGGUCCAUAUGUAUACUACCUAUACACUACAUAUGGAUAUGGAAAGGGAGAAAUUGGGCAGCUCUUUAUUGCUGGUUUUGGGUCUUCCAUGUUGUUUGGCACAAUAGUUGGAUCUCUAGCAGACAAACAGGGUCGAAAGAGAGCUUGUGUCACUUAUUGCAUUACUUACAUACUCAGCUGCAUCACGAAGCAUUCCCCUCAUUACAAAGUGUUGAUGUUGGGGCGUAUCUUAGGUGGUAUUGCCACAUCUCUCCUCUUCUCAUCAUUUGAGUCUUGGCUAGUAGCUGAGCAUUUUAAGAGAGGAUUCGAUCAGCAGUGGCUUUCAAUCACAUUCUCUAAGGCAAUAUUUCUUGGAAAUGGUCUUAUUGCCAUCCUGUCAGGAUUAUUUGGGAAUUUUCUGGUUGAUACGUUAAAUCUUGGACCAGUGUCACCCUUUGAUGCUGCUUCAUGUUUUCUUUCCCUUGGGAUGGCCAUCAUAUUAUCAUCAUGGAGUGAGAACUACGGAGAUCCAUCAGAUAACAAAGAUUUAAUGACUCAGUUCAAGAAUGCUUCUAUUGCAAUUGCUUCAGAUGAGAAGAUUGCAUUGCUGGGCGCAAUACAGUCCCUGUUUGAGGGUUCAAUGUACACCUUUGUGUUUCUCUGGACUCCUGCUCUUAGUCCAAACGACGAAGACAUUCCCCAUGGAUUUAUCUUUGCAACUUUUAUGCUGGCAUCAAUGUUGGGAAGCUCAGUUGCAUCUCGCCUCUUGACCCGUAACACAAUUAAGGUUGAGAGUUACAUGCAAGUGGUGUUUGUUAUUUCUUCCGCGGCUCUCAUGUUACCAAUUGUGACAAAUUUUUUGAUAACUCCUUCAAGUGUGAAAGAGGGAGGGAUAUCAUUUACAGGGUGUAUCCUUGUUUUUGGAUUUUGUACGUUUGAGGCUUGUGUGGGUAUCUUCUGGCCAUCCAUAAUGAAGAUGAGAUCUCAAUACAUUCCAGAGGAGUCGAGAAGUACCAUAAUGAACUUUUUCAGGAUUCCUCUAAACCUCUUUGUUUGCAUAGUGCUGUACAAUGUUGCUGCAUUCCCCAUCAGUGUUAUGUUUGGCAUGUGCUCAAUCUUUCUGUUUGUGGCCGCCAUCUUGCAGAGGCGUCUAAGAGCUAUUACAGAAAAGCCAAAGGCAGAAAACUGGACACUGAUGUUGGAUACCGAGUCUGAUCCACUCAAUGCUCCUUGAUACAAAGAUGUUAAGGAAAAAACAGUAUAGGCCAAAUCUGUACCUUAGUUGAUUUGAAAUCUGAAUGAAUGAUUCCCACUUAGGUGUUUGGUUUUGUAAUUCUUUGCAUUCCUAAAUUUCCUUAUCUUGAGUCACACAAGUUUCUAAUGGAGACACUUGUUAUAAACAGAUAAUUUGUGUCCUUCCUUUUGGUUACAACCAUAUAUAGAUGAUGAUGUAUUAAUAAGUGUCUAGUGAACAUGCUAGCUAUCAUUCUUUAUUAUUACCAUCAGCACAGCUGGAAAUAUAUGUUGUGGCUCUUUAUCAUCUCAAGAAAAUGCUGUAAUUAACAGCAGCUGUUCGCUUUUAAUGAAUGAAUAUGGUUGAAGUAGCAAUAGGAUCUUGUGUUGUACUCAUACUCCGUACAUACUCUUCAAGGAGAGAGUAUAUGGAGCCCAGGGAAAUACAUUUUUUUCUUGAUUAAACCAGA
Messenger RNA from Cuscuta epithymum, 2163 nucleotides. The record is from the annotation of a GenBank genome assembly. NCBI's taxonomy places the organism in Eukaryota, Viridiplantae, Streptophyta, Magnoliopsida, Solanales, Convolvulaceae.